Molecule: messenger RNA, 2248 nt
Organism: Linum tenue
Lineage: Eukaryota; Viridiplantae; Streptophyta; Magnoliopsida; Malpighiales; Linaceae
Source: the annotation of a GenBank genome assembly
AUGAACAAAAGUGUUUUGUCAUUUCAGAUCCUUUCGGAUUCUGCGAGAAGAGCUCACUACGACUGCUACCUGUUGUCUCAGAGAAAGAUAGUGCAGAGACAAGGUUCAAGGUUGCAAAUGUAUAACUCGCAUGCUAGUGAUGUUAGAGAGAUGGAAGUUGUGGAAUGGUUGCGGUGGUAUAGGUCAGCCAUAAACGAUAUAGUGGCAGAGAGAAGGGUUGCUGUUGGGACGGGUUAUUUUGAUGUUCUCGAAGCCGAUUUUUAUUCGGCCAUCCAUUCUGCUUUUUACGGUCCUGAAAUCGAGUCUAUGGACCUUCUUCCAGACCGUUUUGAAGCGGAGGAAAGAUCUGUUUAUGAAACUCCAGAGGUGUUGCACUUGGUUUCUGGAAGGGAUGUUUUUGGAAUGGUCUCCAUUGUCAAUGAUAUUCUUGAAUUAUCUCCUUCUGCUGCUAUGAAAUUAAGUCCUACAUUUAGCAGUUUGGAGAUGCAUCAAUCUCCAGAGAAUGUGAGAGCCAAUGAAUAUGGCCAUGCAAGCUCUAGGCAUCAUGUGGGACGCACUGGGAGAUAUUCGCCAGAUGCUUAUAAAGAUCUAGAAUUACAUAUAUGUGGAUCUGUGGUUGCUGUGGCGAGUAGAACUCCUCCUAAAUGCCAAAGCCAUGGAGUGCAAAAUGAAGAUCUGCAAGAUGAAAUACGUGUUUUCCUAUGUUCCAACGGUAAUUCCACUACUGUUGGGAAUGUAUCGUCCGAAAAAUCAUUUUUAGGAGAUCGGAUUCCACUGGGAAGUAUAAUUGGAUUGGGGACCAGUGCUGAUGAAGGAUCAUGCUCUGUGUAUGACAGCUGCGGCAAAAAUACCCACACUAUUAUGAAACACAGGACAUUCAUGGUAGUGAAGCAUAUGCACUGGUAUGCUCUGGGAGAUAAGGUUUCUGUUUGUGAGUGUAGAUGCAGUAGAGCUCGGUUACCACCAAGCAAAUUUUGGCUGUUUGAGCCUCGUUGUGGCAUGCACGAUAUUGGAGGUUGGUACAUUGAAACAUUUGGUCGGGACAGGAAAGGUCACACAGUGACAUCACAAAGAUAUUGGGAUGGUUGUAAUGGAAGCGAGCUAUAUGACAAAAGACUCCACCCAGCAAUGUAUUUGCUUGCUCUUGCUUAUAGAACUCUAGACAUUGAAGAAGGAAGAAGGAGAAAAAGACAAGUUACAGAUAUUGUUGGAAAUAAAUUAUUGAGGAUUCUCCAUUGGUGCAAAAGAUUUGCAUAGACCUUACCUUCAACAUGUAAUAUCCUCUUUAUGCUUCCUCACUUCUGAUGUUUAAGGAUGAGGAGAUUGGGUGGACUGGCUGAGGGUGCCGUCGGUAGUCAUUUGAUUAUCUGGCUCUAAAUCUUUGAGUUUUAACAUACUUGAAGAACCUGCAGUAUACUCAUCUGCAGUGGAGAGGAAAUGUUGAGUCCAUAAGGGUUUGAUAGAUGGAUAUUAUUGAAAGCCACUCAAUUGGCAUUCGGUUAUGGAGACUGUUGAUAAUUCUGGCAAAAGCUGUUCUUCCUGCCUGGUUUGCUCGCCCUGAAUUGAGUACGCUGGUCUUUCAUCCGCAGCUUUGGCAGCAGCUGCUGCUAAAUCAUGGUCAGUCUUAACUUCUCCAGGUGGUCUGGAAGAAAUCUCCUACAGGUGCAGCAAAUAUGAACAGUGACACUCCUGCAACCACUCAAUCAGCAGCCUGGCUGGCUGCAACAACAGAGAGAGUCCGCUUGUUUUGUUCUGCAUUGCAUGCAGACAAUCUUUUCUUUCUUAUGGAAUCUCACUCAGCCUUGGAGGUUCAUUGUUUCUAAUGGGGUGGCCAGCGAAGCAGAGGCGAUCUGGUGGCGCGUGGCUGGAGAUGGGCGACACACGUGGGUAAGUGUGUCUGGUUGUGGGCCUUGCACGAGUCUUUCUGCGUGCACCGCGUGUCCGCGCCGGUUCAAUCAGUGGAGAAAUUGUCCGGUUAAUGAGUGUAGAACUAGAACCUGUCCUAAUCUUAUCCGCGGAUCAAUCUUUUCACUUGCUUGUUUAAAAGAUUGGAGGAAGAGUGGCUGAUUCUUGAUUGAGAAGUUGUGAAUUUUUUUCUUUUUCGGUGAAAGAUAUUAUGGAUGAGUUUUACGGUAUACUUUGAAUCUGUUUGUAUAGAAUUUGUUACACUGUUGGUAAUUGUUGUUUAUAUGUUAAACAAAAAUGGUAAACAUUAAAUUAGUGAUUGUAAAAAAUUUGUAAAUGUUUU